Messenger RNA from Neogale vison (American mink), 366 nucleotides. Its product is annotated as claudin domain-containing protein 1-like. The coding region runs from base 1 to 366 and encodes 121 amino acids. The transcript has 3 exons. The record is from RefSeq and is a predicted model, not a curated record. Gene Ontology annotation, cellular component: membrane. NCBI's taxonomy places the organism in Eukaryota, Metazoa, Chordata, Mammalia, Carnivora, Mustelidae.
AUGGAGAAAUUUGUUGAUCUUAGAAACCAUAGUAGAGGGCUUGAUCUGCUUCAGACCUAUGAGUACAUUGAUCUCAGCAAUCUUUGGCGUUGCCAGUUCCUUUUCAUCUUCUUUAAUCAUGAAUUGAUGUGUUUUGGGGCUGUGACUGGACUUUGUGCUUGCAUUUGCCGGAGUUUGUAUCCCACCAUUGCCACAGGCAUUCUCCAUCUCCUUGCAGGUGAGUCUUGCAUUAUACAUUGUACGCUGGACUCAGUGAGUUGUUAUGUUGCUGGAAUUGAGCUACUCCACCAGAAGCUAGAGCUCCCUGAGAAGGUGUCUGGUGAAUUUGGAUGGUUGUUCUGCCUGGCUUGCAUCUCAACUCCCUGA